Messenger RNA from Varroa destructor (honeybee mite), 4996 nucleotides. It is a transcript of the gene Pms2, whose product is annotated as mismatch repair endonuclease PMS2. Gene Ontology annotation, biological process: mismatch repair. Lineage: Eukaryota; Metazoa; Arthropoda; Arachnida; Mesostigmata; Varroidae. Gene Ontology annotation, molecular function: ATP-dependent DNA damage sensor activity; mismatched DNA binding; ATP hydrolysis activity. The record is from RefSeq and is a predicted model, not a curated record. Gene Ontology annotation, cellular component: MutLalpha complex.
UGUGUUUGGCGCGCCUAUUCGCUUUCCGAAUUCGAAGGUUACCUGAAACGGUUCUCUAUCAUGACAUUUAAUUGUAUGGUACAUAAAAGUUCGUUUAUUUUUUACAGCUAUAAUAGCGUCUGUUCGUCUGUAUCCGCUAUGAUGAACUGUUAACAAGUCACACUAUAAUUACGUCAACAGUGCUAAAUCUAUUGUUGAGAAUUUCGCAGCGUCUUAGUGCAGACUUCUACCGUUCGAAAUUCAAACAAAUUUGACUUUCAAGCAAGCGUUUUGAUCAUUGACGUUUCCAUUAACUGCAUAUGUGUUUUCGAUGAAGUAGAUAAAAAAUUCGUUUGAAUUUGAAAUUGCUUUUUUUUUUUUUUCGUUUUGGUUACUCACUAAGCUACCGUCCGACUCACAACGUUACCUACGCAAGCAAAUUCACUGUUUAAAGAGUCAUCGAUUACACCAAAAAACUCUUUCUAAGCACAUUGUCUGUAACUGCAACCUGGGACGGAGCUGUUCAACUUCAAAUAUUCUUGAACGGUAGAAUUUUGUUUUCAUAAGAUUGCUUUCACGAUGCUUGUGCUGUUUACUAUGUUGUCUAUAAAUAUAAAUAAUACUUACAUGCACAGCACACCCGUUCCAUGCUAUUAAUUUUAGGGGAAGCAAAUUAAUUUGUAGGGUUAAAAUAGUUAUCCGUUUUGUGCUGGGUAACUGUUAUGUACGAGAGAAAUCGUUAAAUCCAUAAUAUAUGUGACUGCGUUGUUAUGUAAAUAUCAAUGGUGCUAAGUGUAAGCUGAAACCUGAUAUUUAAAAUUCCAGUGUUAUUUAUUAAUAAUAAUAAGAUAAUAUUUUCGCUACUAUUGCAUCUUAUAUGAGCUUAAUAUAGGUAAUAAUAUAAACAGCACAAUCUAAAAAUUGUAUUAGGUCUUUAGCAAUAAAUACGGCUAUAUCACUUGGUUGAAUGUUUUCAUUUAAAACCUGCAUAUUCAUAACAUGUUUUUGCAGUAGAAGUAAUUUCAGGAGGAAAAAAUUUAGUAUUAGAAUAUUAUGGACGACGAUAAAGGAGUGGGGAUCUCUGAGGCUAAAAAAGAACAGAACUCUAAAAGCACAAAAAAUGAAGCUGGUAGGAAGCCGCCAGGGAUUGUCAUUUCAAAGCUCGACUCGUGGUCUGUUCAUCGUAUUUGUUCAGGACAGGUGGUCAUCAGCUUAGCAGUAGCAGUAAAGGAGUUGGUUGAAAACGCGCUUGACGCGGGCGCCAAGGAAGUUAUCGUUCGAACCAGGGAGUUUGGUUCAAAAUCAAUCGAGGUUCAAGAUAAUGGCGAAGGUAUAUUACCAGAAAACUACGAUUCACUGUGCCUCAAGCACUUCACGUCCAAGCUUCGGAAGUUUUCUGACCUCGAAAGCAUUGCAACUUUCGGGUUUCGCGGGGAAGCUCUCAGCUCGCUGUGUGCUCUAGGACAGGUUUCAGUAGUAACGAAGCAUACUUCCAAGGAAGUGGGUGCUUCAUUAAGAUAUAACAAUGAGGGUGUUCUGGAAGAAAGCAAACCGUGCGCUCGUGAAACCGGUUCAACUAUAUGUGUUGAGAACAUUUUCUCAUCACUGCCAGUGCGUCAUAAGCAGUUCAUGACAGCUUUGAAAAAAGAAUUCACCAAAAUGGUGCAUUUUAUAUCUGGCUAUGCUCUUAUUGCGCGGGGGGUGUCUCUUUCGGUUGUAAAUUUUGAUGAUAAAGGCCGAAGAAAUGAGGUUCUCAAGAAACGAGCACAUAUAACAUAUAAAGACAAUAUAGUGGACGUGUUUGGAUACAAAGAAGCAUCGAAGUUGGUCGAGUAUGAGCCAGUGUCAUUGCCACUUGAUGUCAAAAUUCUUGAAGAAUUUCGGCUUACGAAAGUAGGCAUCGAGUAUUUUGAAGAAGUUUGUAUUGAGGGGUUUAUAUCAAGUUGCAUGCACGGCAAGGGACGUUCAACAGCUGAUCGGCAGUUUUUUUUUGUCAAUUCACGACCUUGUGAUCAUGCUAAACUAACUAAACUUGUGAAUCAGGUGUAUCACCAAUACAACAUUACGCAACAGCCCUUUAUUAUGUUGAACGUUCUUACCCCACAAGCUCUGGUCGAUGUAAACCUAACACCAGAUAAACGUACUCUGCUUCUUCACCGCGAAAAUGUGAUGCUGGCAAUGAUCAAGGCGUCCCUUGCAGCCAUGUUUGAUAAGCAAGCCACACAGUAUUCGGUCAACUCGAUUGAGGGAAUCCCAUCUCAGAUAUCGAUGCUUCGUUCUAGCUUUGUUGACAACACGCCCGAUUGUUCUUUUAAAUCACUAAACACGAGCAUUCAAGACAACUCAAUCAUAACAGGCUUGAUUGAUGGAGACGAAGAUAUUUCCGAUGUUAGAACCGACGGUAAGGGAAAUCACCAGGUUGAAGUCAAAGACUUCCGGUCAAGAUUUGUCUCUAGUGGUUUUGAGAAAAGAGACAGUUUAGGCACACGCGAUACAUCGACUGGCAUCGUCGGGAACAUAAGAGAUGCUGCUUGUGCAUCGUCCUCGGCUAAAAUCAACAUUAAAGGCCGUUUUGAAUUCGUAAAUUUAUCGUCAAAGAGAAAGAGCCAAGACGCGCAAUUUUCCGCUGCAUCAGGCCGGCCGAAGAGGUCAACAGGUGAGUCUGGCUGUAGGCCUUUGUCAUCGUUUGGGUUCACAAGGUCACUGGGAAAGGAACAAGAAGCCGAUCCGAAUUUUAUACUUGAAGAACGAGCAAGACGUCUUGACGCUUUCUUGAAAGGUGUUCAGCAGAACUGUAAGGUACAGUAUAUUAAGUCGACUGAGCGAGAUCAAGUAGAUCUAUCGAAAAACGAUCAGGCCCCUUUUAUCGCAGGUAAUGUUAUGGAUACGGACGCCAACAGCACAUCUGAUUCAGAUAUAGAUUCUACUGAGAAGAGGCCUGUGACUUCGAGGCAAAGUCGUCAUGUAGACAAGAGCCAAAAUUCAGCAUCCCAUCGUAAUAUAAUUGAAAUGCGCAUUGGAAGCCACACAGAGGUCAAUUCUUCUAUAAGCGAUAGUGAGCCUAUUUUAAACGAUAGUCCACCAGAGAAGCAAGCACCGGUGCGGAUUGAUAAUAGUCUUAGUGAUAACAAACCUGCUAUGGCUGACCCGACAAUAAGCAACGAGGAUGGUCAUGCAAAUGACUUUAAUGGAAAUGACAACACUUUUGUUGAUGACGUUUCCAAAAGGCGUGUUGGCAUAUGCAAACUUAGCUGGACAAUAGAUGAGCUACGUCAAGAUUUCCAGGCAGCUAUUCGCCAGGAAGAUCUCAGGGAAGCACCCACUCAGACCGUAAAAGGUGACUGUCGCUUUAGAGCUCGCAUCAAUCCCAAAGAAAAUAAUUCUGCAGAAUCCGAACUUAUUCGGGAAAUAUCUAAGGACAUGUUUAAGAAAAUGGAGAUUAUUGGCCAGUUUAAUAAAGGCUUCAUUGUCGUCCGACUUCGUAAUGAUCUGUUCAUCGUAGACCAGCAUGCCGCCGAUGAGAAGUUUAAUUUCGAGACGCUCCAAGCAACCACCUCGAUUGAUUGUCAGCCUUUAGCUGUUCCUCAGAAACUAUCCUUGGCGCCAGGGAAUGAACAGACGGUUAUAGAACACAUAGCUAUCUUUGAAAAGAAUGGAUUUCGAAUCACUAUCGAUGAAGAAGCACCUUGGGGCCAUCGGUUGGCACUGAACGCCGUACCUCAAUCUGGUCAGUGGCAAAUGGGUAUGGCCGAAGUGGACGAGCUAAUCUUUAUGCUUAACGACAACUCACAUCCAAACCUGAUAAACUGCCGUCCCGCUAAGGUCCGAUCGAUGUUUGCAAUGAAAGCGUGUAGACGUUCAGUAAUGGUCGGCGACGAACUAAGCCGAAGAGACAUGAAACGAGUCGUUGGCCAGCUAAGCGAAUUACAACACCCUUGGAAUUGCCCGCACGGAAGACCUACCAUGAGACACCUUGUCAAUUUGUCUUUUGUUAACGUCUACUAAACGCUACUGCCCAACAAGGCUGAAUCUGAGCUAAUUACUACAUUAUGUCAUGAAGAUGAAUACGCUUUGAAAUCGCGUCAAAGUGUACUUAGAUGGUGGGAUGACUCGACCAUUCGGAGUCGUCAAUUCUUCGCUAAAUUCAUGAAAAACUCAAAAUGUGUUACGAUAUAAUUGCUAAAUAUUUUUGAUUACGGUACUAAGACAGAUACGUGCAACACCAUAAACUGAUGGCCAAUGGGAUUAUACUGUGUCUCUAUAUUAUUUUAGGAAAAUCAUUGAUUUGUAUCUGCGUAAAGUAGGUUGAAAAAUUAUUUUAGAACUGCUGUCAAUGUAAAAACAAUUUAGGCUAUGACGUCAUUUGUGGCUCAUGAAAGCUUCUCCCAAGUUUUAGAAACGCAUAUAUUUUGUGAUGUCUAUUACUUCCUUGUGUCCUUUAUGAGACUUUACCGAUAGUGAUAGUCGUGUUCGCACUCAUCAUUCAGACUAUCAAUUUUGAUAUUACAUAUCAAUACAAAACAACCUACGCACCAUUUGGGGGGGGGGGGUCCUUAGUAUUAAUGACAUGUUUAUAACUGAAAUAAAAGUGUAAAUUCAAAAAUAUUCUUCUAAAGAAGAUGUGAGUUGUCUAUAUUUGACAUGUUAGGGAUUUUAAUGGAUGUUUGGAUAUCUAAAAAAAUUUGACACCCAAAGACUUGACACCCGAGAUUCUAAGAAAAAAAAAAUGUGAAAUAGAAGCAGGUGACUUUCCACUGGUAUAUGCAUGGUGAACUCUAUUGGUCUGUUCGAUUCAAGUCUGUCUUCGUUAAGGAUACAACGUUUUAUUAAAAAAAAGCGGGCAACCAUAGUGACAGCAAAUUGUUGAAUGGACCUGCGUGGGUCAACAUGAUUUUUGGUAAUGGCUCCAUUUCAACGAAAUAUGCUAUAAAAUUUGCUGUUUUGUAUAGUAUCGUAAUUUUAUAAGCUAUUGUGACUGAAUACAUACCAUUAAAUAGCUACUCUCUUAGCCUAGCCU